GCGUCAUAAAAGUGACGCUAGGGGCGCUUGACCAUACUUCGGUUUUUGACGCCUUUGGAGUGAGAAUGGGUUGGCUAUAUAUAUAUAUAUAAUGAUGUGUCCUGCAGUGGUCCUGCGCGGGCAUGUUUGCUGGGAUACGAGACUCCGCCAUAAUGCCUUCAAAACCUGAUCAAAAUACAUAAUUUGUUUGAUUACCUCAAAGACACACCCUUCUCAAGAACUAGAAAACAGAACCGAAACCUAAACUACUGAACAUCCCUACUACACAGACUCUGUGUGACAUUCUGUGUUCUUCGGAUUCCUCCCAAACCAUCCAGAGACAUGAAUCAAAAAAAAAAAGCAUACUCAGACAGGACCAGAUGGUCUCAAAGAUACCAACCCUACAAGCAGGAUGGGCACAGAGAAAGAAGAGAUGAUACAGAUGUCCCCUUACUGGAUUGGAUCAUUUCAGAUUUACAUCCACAUACUAUAGUUGAAGAGCCUGGCUUUUUAAAUUUUUACAAAUCUAUGAAAAGUGCAAGGUUUCAAAAUCAACCAACAUCUACUGACAUACUCUUAAAACUUCAGCAAUCAUUUUUUAAAAAAACACAAAGUGUACAAAAGAAUCUAGAUAGUGUAGAUACCGUUGCAUUGUCUUCUGAAGUGUGGAACACCACAGCAAAUAAAACCUAUAUGACAACUACCUGUCACCUGAUCGAUAACACAUGGACUCAGCAGUCAUGGGUUUUGGAAACCACACCUCUACCUGAAGAAUAUAAACACAGUAAUAUUAUUGGACAGCUUCUGAAAAUAGCAGAUAAAUGGAGAAUUGGAAACAAGAUUAAAGUGGUAGUGACAAAUGAAGAUGGGAUAAAGAAAGACAUCAAAAAAGCAGGAUGGGAUUUCAUACCCUGCUUCGCUAACACACUGGAUGUGGUCUUCAAGGAGACACUUGAAGCAUCUUCUGUCUGGAAAGCGCUGGUGGAAAGAUGUUGUAAAAUAGCAGAGUAUUUUUCUAAUGCUGAAGCACAAGGUCACCUCAAGAAGGCUCAAAAAACCUGCGAUUACCGGAGUAUAACCUGGCUGAGACCAAGGGUGAUAAAUGGCUUUCUACACUAAAUAUGCUAGAAAGAAUCUCAAAGCAGCAUGAGGCCAUACGCCAAGUGUUAAUUGAAUUUAAUGUUGACUUACUGUUAAGCAAGCAUGAAAAUAAAAACAUAACCAAGACAAUAUCAUCCCUGAAGGCAUUCCAGGAUAUCAUAUCACCAGCAAAACGAUACCACUCACUUGCAGACAUCAUACCACAGGUGGAAGCCAUAAGGAAGAAGCUAAAGCAGUUGCAACAGAGCGGAAAUGAGUUUGCAAAGGAAUUAGCACAACAUUUGGAUCAUCACUUCAGUAGAGCCAAAGAAAAUGACUGGCUGACAUUGAGCACCACUCUUAACCUGAGAUACAGAGACAUCGCUCUCUCUGAGAUAGGGACUUUCACACGCAUUACGAAAAGGAUCAUUGCUGAAAUGGAACACCUGAAUGAAGAGAACCAAGGGAGAAGCUUUCGACAACCAGGCAAUUUUGAUAUGGCUCUGAAGAGAUACUUGGAAAAGAAAAUGUUGCCAACUAAAUAUGAUCCUCUUGCAUUCUGGAAAUUCCCGAAAGAUGAAGACUGGUACCUGAGUGAGGUUGCACGCAAAUACCUGGCUGUUGUCUCUACUGCGGUACCGGCUGACAUUGCCUUUGACAUAGAGAAAGCCAGACUAGUGGCCAGUCGAAGAAGCAGCUUGGAUCCAGAACAUCUAAAUAUGAUGCUUUUUCUAAAUGGCAACCAUUUCCUUCCCUCUUAACUCACUAUUUAACAGAAGGGAAAACGACCAUGGCCUGUUUAAUAUUUUAAAGGGUAUAAUGGCUAAAGGUUAUACAUUUAUCAAUUUCGAUUAGGAACUAUUUACUUUGUAGUUUCAAUAGUCCAUAAUCAAUCAGUGACAAUAUGCACAAUUCAUAUAUUAUUCACAAAAAGGUUAUAUGUCUGCACAUUUUCAGUAGGUGAAGUCACAAACAAUUGUGAGACAUUUUACCCAAUUUUUUGUAAACAAACUUUGCAUUGAAAGGAAAGUCCUGCUUUUUAAAAUGCAUAUUAGCGAUUUUUUUUGUCAGUUACCUUAAGCUUAAGCUUUCAAGUCCUUGCUUAAGACGCAUUACUAUGCUUUGGCUUCUAAUUCUAGUUGAGCUUUGAUAUCUUGGCCUGUUGGUUAUUUUGUUUUAAUUUGUUUGCAACUUUUUGUAAUAUUGUCUGUAUAAUAAUUAGUUUUUUUAUUUUCUUUGUUGGAUCUUGAGAAGCACUUUGGUCAAUUAUGAUUGUUUUUAAAUGUGCUAUAUAAAUAAAAUUGAACUGAACUGUACUUGUUGAAUGAGGAUUGACCACAAGUUGGCAGUAGGAACACAUUUAUGCUAUAUAGGCUUAGAUUGGAGCACAUAAAAAUAAAACACAAUAUAAUAUAACUUUUUGUUGUUGUUGUUUGUAUUUAUUUAUUUUUGCUCAGCCAAUCCAUGCAUAAAGUCACAUCAAGUUAUCAACUUACAUUACCGUUUAUGUUCACUUUGAAUCCGCUCCCCCAAUGCAUUUCCCAUGAAAAUCCUGAAAACUGAAAAUGUACACAUUUCAAUCAGAAAGCAUAUUCAAUGAUCCAUGCAGUCUUGGUAGAGCUGUUCUACUCAUGUUUUAAAGAGGCCCUCACAGGUGCUGUAAGCCUAAAUAUUUCUAUUUUAAUAAAAUUAAGUUUAGGCUUCCACCUAUUAAGAAGAAUUUACUUUCUGAAAUCUAAUAUUUGACUCUGGAAUUUAAUAAGUCAGAUCUGUUGUGUCAGCAUUUCUCCGAGUCAACACCGCUCUGAUUCAGUAGUUUUUAGCCUGAGGAUGGUCAUUAUCCGUGUGAAUCUACAACACUGGAAAACUAGGCCUUCAACACGACCAAACUUACUCAGCUAUUGUGUUUUAUUCUAAAAUGAUGAUUCGCAUUGACAGUCAUAAACACAAGUACACAUUACAGUCCACUGGUGAAGUUUAUCAGCUUUUUCUUUUAUUGAAAAAUAUAACUGUCGUUUUGCAUGGGAAAUUAAGGCAGGACAUUAUUCAUAUUAUUUCAAUACAUAAUGAUACAGCCAUUAAGUGAAAUAAAAUAAACAGCAAAUACCUGGAAAUUAAAGAUAUGGUUUCAUACUAUAUUUUAGUGUUUUGACGACCAUUUUUCUGCAGCACCUGUAGAUGAUUGUGGUGUUAUAAAUUAUUAUAAACCUGUGUGCACAACCAAGCAAAGAAACUAUAGAAACCUCUAUGCCAUUGUAUAUGGAGGGUACAGUUUUCUCUCUGUAAGCAUAGACACAAGUAAAAGUAUUAAUGUCCUGAAAGAAAACUACCCAGAAACUGUAGAUGGAGCCUGCUGCUCUAAAAAAGUCCAGCGUUCCAGCUCACUUUUCAGUUCUGGACAUCUGGUCUUCUUCAAAAGUUUUGUGUGCAGGGUGAUAUCUCCACAACCACAUCUUUAACCUAUAAAAUGAUCAAAAACUGGGCAACAAAACAGAGGAAUAGAAGACACUGGCACAUUCGAUUAUCCCCCAUUUGUCCUCACAGACAAAACAGCACGAUGCAGCAUUUUGACCAGAUAUCAGGCAACCCAAGCCCUUCGAACCCAAUUAAUAAAGCCCUUUCCAAACCGUUCUAUACCCACAGUGAAAUCCUCUCUAGGAAACAUGGAGACAGCAUUACAAACAUCUUUCUUACAAAUCAUACCUUGCUUUUUUCUCUGUACAAACAUGCUGAUUUCACAAAUCAACCAAAAACACUUGACAGGUGAGCAAGGAAAUAAUGUAGCUGUAGACUUAGAGUGGAUAUAAAGCCUUACUGAGCUCACAAAGUGAAGGUAAGAGGCCACAGAGAGGUCUGUACAAACAAUUCUGUGCCACUGAAACCAAGAGAUUAAAAAAAAAUAACCAAUUCUACAAAAUGGUGCUCUCUUUAGUUCAGCGUGCUUAUAUAAAUGUCAGAUAACAGGGCCAACACCCUUGACUAAACAACAGCAUCAAUCAAAAGACUCAAAUAUACAGUAAAUGAUUAACUGAACAUGAUGUACAUAUAUCAAGAGAGGGACGGUUUUAAAUUAUCUCCCCAAACCAUAACUUUGUGUCAUGAAAAAAAAA
Messenger RNA from Carassius auratus (goldfish), 4169 nucleotides. RefSeq lists its product as uncharacterized. The record is from RefSeq and is a predicted model, not a curated record. The coding region runs from base 322 to 1098 and encodes 258 amino acids. The transcript has 3 exons. NCBI's taxonomy places the organism in Eukaryota, Metazoa, Chordata, Actinopteri, Cypriniformes, Cyprinidae.